CAUCCUGAGCGAAGGCACCAUGGCAGCGAUGCAGCGACGACUUGUGCACAAGCAGUUCAACUCGCCGAUCAAUCUGUACUCGCAGAAAAACAUCCAGGAAACGCUCGACCGCGAACUGAAGCUCCUGUCGAAUGGUGCCGUCGGAAUCGACUUCGAUGACCCAUCGACGACCAAGCCACCGAGCCUGGCCAAAUCGGCCGUGCUUGCCGCCCUCGAGGAGGAGGAACGUGAAAAGUCUCGCGGCACUGGUUUGAAGCGCGUUGCUUGGCCUCCACCAGCUGAGGGUCCCGAGUACGAGGUACAUCCAUCACAGCAGAAACAACACGCGGUAGGUCAGCAAAUCCCGCCGCAGCAACAGCAACAGCAGCAGUUCCAGCCGCAACAAUUCUACCAACAAACGAACCCUCAACAGCAGCAAUACCAACCGGCUUAUCAGCAAACGAGCUUUCCACCACAGCAGCAGCAGCAACACCCGCAUCAGCCGGUGGAAAGAAUCGUUCCCAUUCAAAGGCCUGAAGCUCAACACCAGCAACCGCUAGCGCCACAAUAUCAGAAUCCGCUCGAGCAGCAACCGUACCAACCGCAGCCCACUGAAGCUUUCCAACCGCUGACGGCACAACAGCAACAACCACUGUACCAACCAGCGCAGCCACAGCAGCAGCAGUUGCCACCGACACUGAUCACAACACUACGCAAAGAACCACCAAUGUCUCAGGAGCCCGCUCCCGUCUAUCAGACGCAACCGGUUGCUGCUAUUUAUCAAGGAGGUAGCAAUAUGCGCGGAGAUCAAAAGUGGCCCCCGGAGGAAUACAAGCGCCAGUCGGAGGUGGAUAAUGAGGAACGCCGUAAGCUAGCCCAGCAGCCAGCGUUUCGUCCACGCCGCCAGCAAAAGGACUAUGCCGACUUCUUUGCGAAGAAUGCACUGAACAACACCUACCCUGGCUACCGGGCACCACCAGGAACGCAACACCACGCCUAAACCAACGCGAACUUAUCAUCUCCUAAAGUGUAGCCCGAAGUUCCUC
This is a messenger RNA of Anopheles maculipalpis, 1025 nucleotides long. RefSeq lists its product as uncharacterized. Lineage: Eukaryota; Metazoa; Arthropoda; Insecta; Diptera; Culicidae. The record is from RefSeq and is a predicted model, not a curated record. The transcript is spliced from 6 exons. Bases 20 to 979 code for a protein of 319 amino acids.